Messenger RNA from Nyctereutes procyonoides (raccoon dog), 990 nucleotides. It is a transcript of the gene PTF1A, whose product is annotated as pancreas associated transcription factor 1a. The coding region runs from base 1 to 990 and encodes 329 amino acids. The record is from RefSeq and is a predicted model, not a curated record. The transcript has 2 exons. Gene Ontology annotation, molecular function: protein dimerization activity; DNA-binding transcription factor activity, RNA polymerase II-specific; RNA polymerase II transcription regulatory region sequence-specific DNA binding. Gene Ontology annotation, biological process: regulation of transcription by RNA polymerase II; developmental process. Lineage: Eukaryota; Metazoa; Chordata; Mammalia; Carnivora; Canidae.
AUGGACGCGGUGCUGCUGGAGCACUUCCCCGGGGGCCUGGACGCCUUCCCGUCGCCUUACUUUGACGAGGAGGACUUCUUCACCGACCAGUCCUCCCGGGACCCCCUGGAGGACGGCGAUGAGCUGCUGGCCGACGAGCAGGCCGAGGUGGAGUUCCUCAGCCACCAGCUGCACGAGUACUGCUGCCGCGACGGGGCGUGCCUGCUGCUGCCGCCCGCGCCCCCGGCCGCCCCGCACGCGCUCGCCCCGCCGCCCCCGGGGGGCCCCGGCGAGCCGGAGGGCGGCAGCUACUGCCGCGACGCAGGGGCGCGCCCCGGCGGCUUCCCCUACUCGCCCGGCUCGCCGCCCUCGUGCCUGGCCUACCCGUGCGCGGGGGCGGCGGUGCUGUCCCCCGGAGCCAGGCUGCGCGGUCUGAGCGGCGCGGCGGCGGCGGCGGCGGCGGCGGCGGCGCGGCGGCGGCGGCGGGUGCGCUCCGAGGCGGAGCUGCAGCAGCUGCGGCAGGCGGCCAACGUGCGCGAGCGGCGGCGCAUGCAGUCCAUCAACGACGCCUUCGAGGGACUGCGCUCGCACAUCCCCACGCUGCCCUACGAGAAGCGCCUCUCCAAGGUGGACACGCUGCGCCUGGCCAUCGGCUACAUCAACUUCCUCAGCGAGCUGGUGCAGGCCGACCUGCCGCUGCGCGGGGGCGGCGCGGCCGGCGGCGGGGGGCCGGGCGGCGGCGGGCGCCUGGGCGGGGACAGCCCCGGAGGCCAGGCCCAGAAGGUCAUCAUCUGCCAUCGGGGCACCCGGUCCCCCUCCCCCAGCGACCCGGAUUACGGCCUCCCUCCCCUUGCAGGACAUUCCCUCUCAUGGACUGACGAAAAGCAACUCAAAGAGCAAAAUACUAUCCGAACAGCCAAAGUGUGGACCCCAGAGGACCCCAGAAAACUCAACAGCAAAUCUUCCUUCAACAACAUAGAAAACGAACCGCCCUUUGAGUUUGUGUCCUGA